AGCAUCAUGUCUACGUGUCGAUUAAACACAUUUAUCCACACGUUCUUCUCCAACCUCGUUCGAAAGAAGGAGGGGAUCACAAAGUGUCCAUUCGUUAUCAUAAAAAGUUGGUGGAUAUCAGCUCUAAGAGGAGACGAGCAUGUGAGGCCAUCGACGGGCGGCGAAGGGGGUUGGAUCCGAUGAGUUCUAAUCUCGACGUUAAUCCUGUACAUUGAUGAUGAGAAUAGCUCUUUCGGCGGGAAACGACAAGCCGACAAAAGAUUCGAAAGAUAAGUUUUGAUGAUUUCCACUCCGUAAUUCUCGACCAGGCUGAAAUUGCACACGCGAUAGACGCCAAAGCCGCGUAGUCCGUGCUCUGCCUUCUCCAAAGAGCGAACGAAGCUCUGCCAUCAUCAGCCAACAUCAAGUACUGCCCAAGCUAGCUUUCUAGCCCCCGUCACACACAGAUUGGAUCCUUUCGCUACUUUAUAAUAACGUGUGCAUACCGCCAGCUCUAUAUCGCACGCCUCCUCUCAUCUCUCCUCACCGUCCUUACUCCUUCAUUACUAGCUCGCAUCUCAAGAUGCCUGCUACCACCGCAGAGACUUUGUCGCUCGUGCAACGGACGGUCUCGGUUGCCCCCCUAGUCCUCCUGUCAGUAGCAGAUCAUUAUGGCCGAUCAGCGAAAGGGACACGGAAACGUGUGGUGGGCGUGCUGCUAGGGCAGAACGAUGGGAAGAAUGUGCGCGUGUCCAACAGUUUUGCUGUACCUUUCGAGGAAGAUGAGAAGGACCCCUCGGUAUGGUUCCUAGAUCACAACUACGUCGAGUCGAUGAACGACAUGUUCAAGAAGGUCAACGCACGCGAGAAGCUGAUAGGAUGGUAUCAUUCUGGACCCAAGCUACGAGCAUCCGAUUUGGAGAUCAACGAGUUAUUUAAGCGCUAUACGCCUAAUCCGUUGUUGGUUAUCAUUGACGUGCAGCCGAAGGAAGUCGGCGUGCCAACAGAUGCUUAUUUUGCCGUCGAGGAGAUCAAAGACGACGGCACCACAACGAGCAAGACUUUUGUGCACACGCCUUCAAUAAUAGAAGCAGAAGAAGCAGAAGAAAUCGGCGUCGAACAUCUCCUCCGCGACAUCCGCGACGUAGCCGCCGGUACACUCUCCACUCGCAUAACUUCCCAGCUCCAGUCGUUGCAAGGCCUGCACCUGCGCUUGCGCGACAUUGGCCAGUAUUUGCAGAAAGUGAUCGACGGCGAUCUUCCUGUCAACCACGCCAUCCUCGGCAACCUGCAAGAUGUCUUUAACCUGCUCCCCAAUCUCUCGACGCCCAAGCCCGUGGCGAUGAGCGGUGCACAGACAAACGGCGUGGCAGACCACGGGAGUCUGGCGGGCGACAACUCAGAGCUCGCACGCGCAAUGAGUGUGAAGACGAACGAUCAGCUGAUGGCGAUUUACCUGAGCUCCCUUAUCAGGGCCAUUACGGCCUUCCAUGACUUGAUCGAGAACAAAAUACAGAAUCGGCAGGCGCAGGAGGAGAAGGAUGGGAAGACGGAAAGCAACGGGGAAAAGAAGGAGGAGGAGAAGGCGGCUGGCGACGGAACGAAGUCACCGAGCGCUUCUAACGGAGAGGCCAAAGAGAGCAAAGGCGGCAAAGAAGGUGAGAAGAAGGAGGGCAAGAAAAAGUCGUAGUGGAGAGGAAAAGAAAUGAAUAUGUGACGGGACUGGGAGGUAAUGAUCUUGAGGAACCGACAAGAGUAUGUUUUCUGGCGGGUAGACGCAUAUGCAUUGCAUUUCAAAGGAGCUUAUGGGCUGCAAGGCGCCAAUUCAUGUAGGAUGUCUCUAGUGGGGCUAGCUAGAUAGGACAAGGACAAAGCAAAUGCAGAGAGCAUCGCCACCACCAACGCGAGCAUGUCCCGACUGGCUGCUUUGAUCAGCUGGCUCAUCCGCUUCCCCACCCGGCACACCAGCCGGCGAACUCGUCUCUGUCCAUCAGCCUGUCUUCCACGCCGCCGCCAAACAAUUGGGGACACCGAUCAGCCAGGAC
Verruconis gallopava is the source of this 2024-nucleotide messenger RNA. Its product is annotated as 26S proteasome regulatory subunit rpn-8. Gene Ontology annotation, cellular component: proteasome regulatory particle; proteasome complex. Gene Ontology annotation, molecular function: metallopeptidase activity; protein binding. The coding region runs from base 563 to 1669 and encodes 368 amino acids. Gene Ontology annotation, biological process: proteasome-mediated ubiquitin-dependent protein catabolic process. The transcript is spliced from 3 exons. The record is from RefSeq and is a predicted model, not a curated record. NCBI's taxonomy places the organism in Eukaryota, Fungi, Ascomycota, Dothideomycetes, Venturiales, Sympoventuriaceae.